GAUAAACUCGGCUGUUCAACUCUUUUACGGAAGAAAAUCAAUUCUAGUUCGAUCUGGACCUAUACAUCUUCCGACUUACUUUACUACGUAUACAAAGAAAGGGAGAAAUGUGCGAUCGAUUCUUCAGUUCUUAGCUACUCUGUCUGUGUAUAGCCCUGAUGCUUAUCAUUGCGUAGAGCAUUCUAUAUUGUUCCUUCAACCUAUAUUUUAUACUAUCUCAGUAUGAACAGAGAAAAGCAUCGGGACAUCAGUAUACUCCAUUCUCUCCGCUGGAUAUCUGCCAUCAUUUAUCUUAUUUCUACUCUGAAAGUAAAUUUCUAAUUGAAAUAUGUUUGGAGAAAUGUUGCUGGAUCAUGAAUCGCGCUCUAAGAAGCCUAGAACGCUGAAAUCAUUUACUGUCUAUAUAUGGUGCUGGCAAAGACUUUCAGCAGAAGUGUGCCGACUUUCGACUACGUUUCGACGCCGUCAAUAUUCACGUCAUUUCGUCAUCGCAGUCCUGUUUACGAUUAUGCUCUAUCAUCUGCUGUUAUCGACGAUCUCAUACACCAGGCGACUGCGAAAAAUUCCACCCACGUCUAUUACUUCACAUUUUCUGUUCCAGGGGAUGCAUGGAAACGUUGACGAAUCCUUGAAUUUUACAAAGCAAAUAUGGCUUUUCAACAACAGUGAUGCAGAGCGGAUUUAUCUCUAUGCGAAUCUGCUACAAAAGCACCAUUGGAAGGCCAGUCCACAACAUCUUGAUAAUUUUAGACGUGAGCUGAAUGCAGAGACCAAUGUCAGUACAGAUCGUGAUCUCAUCUUGACCCAAACCAAUGUCCAGCUUGACCAAGAAAUGCCAUGUUACUACGUCACUAAAAGAUUCUGGAAGCAAACAAAUUUCGUGGCUACCAAGGAUUUCAUGUCUACAUUGCCGAAGGAAUCACCACUGAAAGGGAAACGCUAUGAGAAGUGUGCCAUCAUAGGAAACAGUGGAUCAUUGCAGAAAAGUACCUGUGGUUCACAGAUAGAUGGCAUGGACUUCGUAUUCAGAUGUAAUGGAGCACCUUUGGAAGCUUUUAUAAGUGAUGCUGGGAAGCGAACAGAUUUCCUUUCUUUCAACCCUAGUAUACUAUAUAAGCGAUUUGGUGGACUUGUAAACGAGAGUAUGGUAGAAUCCUACAUCAGCUUCAUGAACCAGUAUGAUAGUAUGGUAUGGUAUCCAUGCUUCGGCUCCAGACAGUUAGUUGAACCAUGUCUCAAAGCUAUUAGUUAUCGUGAUCGGAUAGAUUCUCAACUAGUGAUUGCCAAUCCGUCACAUUACGUCAGUAUAUGGGAGUUUUGGAAGAGGCGUGGUCUAAGGAAAAAGCCAUCGACAGGUCUGUACCUGAUUAACCUAGCUGCUACUAUGUGCAAUGAGAUCCAUCUCUAUGGGUUCUGGCCUUUCCCAAUCCAGCUACGUGAAGCAAGAGUCCAAGAAACAGCUUAUCAUUACUUCAAUAACCUUCCUUUCACAAGUCACCAUAGUUCUGAUGGAGAGUUUAGAAUACUCUUACAAAUGCAUAUGCUAGGGACUGUAAACCUUCACACAGGAACAUGUAAGCAGUGAUGAUAGAAGUCACUUCGGGUUAUAUGCCUCAUCGACUAUGGUGUCAUAAUGGACAUGUAAACACCACGUUGACAAUGCCAUAAUCAGGAAGCCUUGUAAAAACCUUCCAAAGCAUAGACACUUCAACAAAGGGGAAGUCUAUUAAACCUUUUAACAAGCUGGAAUUAAUAAAAUCAUCACAAAACAAGCUAAACUAACUAGUGAGAGGUUGAGCAAUAUUAAAAGUAGGACAGUUAUGAAUCUUUAAAGUUGUAAUCAGUGAAACACAAAUUGGCAACGUUGUGACGUAUUGGUCUUCCCCAAUGACCAAGCAUUCACUUAGGGCUGUACAUGUAUAUAAUAAUGAUAAUAUUUUUUUGGUAACCAUCACGUUGACAUUGCCCAGCGGGAAGUUUAAUAGAGACAUAUAUGAAUACCCUUAAAAUAUCGUUAACGAAAUAAUUAUAUUAUUUGAUGAAAAUUUAGCCCAAUCUCAAGAAAAUUGCUUGUAAAGAAUACCUCAGAAAUCACUCUGAUCCCAGUUUCACAGUUCAACAUGAUUAGAUUAAUCUCGAACUGAUGUGGUAGCAAUUGAAAGUGAGGUGAUGUGGUCUAGUGGAAAUGUUGCCGGACUGUGUACCACAAAGUAAGGGGUUCGAAUCCAUUGUGCAUCACAUAUGGCAAGAAAUUAUUCUGCAUUUGUCACUCAACCCAGGUGAGGUAAAUAGGUACCUACACUGUAGUAGUUUUUUUUUUUAAUGUUUGAGCACUGAAGUGGUUAUUGAAGAUACCAUAGAUACACCAAGUGUGGCAUUGCACCAGACAUGAAAGGUAUAUACAAGAACCCACUAUUAUUGUUCGUUAUAUUAUUACAUCAUUCAUCCACAGUUUUAAAAGAUCGCUCACCUUCAUCAAUUGCAUACCUCUAUAAAGCUAAAUUUCAUAGAAUGUCCCAGAAAUUAAGACUGGCGUUGUCAUUAAAAACGCCCUCCAUGGAUGAUGAUCAAAUGUUGAGAUGUAGUAAAACUGCUGUAAACUUUCCUGGGGCACCUGUUUCAUGAGCUUUGCUUUUAUCUGUAUAUAUAUUUAGAGGCGCCAUGUUCGUCAAAACUAUCCUGCAAGCAUCUUGAGAGUAUCUCAAAGUAAUGCAGGGCAAAGAGGCUGCAACCCCCUCCCCCUCCCCCUCUCCCCCCAUCCACUGCAACCAGUAAUUUUAAAUCACCAGUAUAUGAAUGUUUUAUCUGUGUGUGAAAUCAUCCGUAUGUUAUUUAUUAAAACUGGACGAAUGUGACAAUAUGUGAAAUCAA
Messenger RNA from Strongylocentrotus purpuratus (purple sea urchin), 2871 nucleotides. RefSeq names its product ST8 alpha-N-acetyl-neuraminide alpha-2,8-sialyltransferase 2 (gene sia2). Lineage: Eukaryota; Metazoa; Echinodermata; Echinoidea; Camarodonta; Strongylocentrotidae. Bases 329 to 1585 code for a protein of 418 amino acids. The transcript is spliced from 8 exons. Gene Ontology annotation, biological process: N-glycan processing; oligosaccharide metabolic process. The record is from RefSeq and is a predicted model, not a curated record. Gene Ontology annotation, molecular function: alpha-N-acetylneuraminate alpha-2,8-sialyltransferase activity.